This is a messenger RNA of Sphenostylis stenocarpa, 1584 nucleotides long. The record is from the annotation of a GenBank genome assembly. Lineage: Eukaryota; Viridiplantae; Streptophyta; Magnoliopsida; Fabales; Fabaceae.
AUGCGGAGAGGGUGGUGUUCUUUACCCUCUUUCAUCAUUCCCAUUUCUUCUUCCUCAACCAUCCUCACGCUUUUCAUUGCAAAUAAAUUCCAAAGCAAAACCAAGAGGUUUUCUCACAUCGCACUCCAAUGGCCACGCGAAAGCUCAUUCGCGAUUUCCUCCUCUCCAGGCGAUCUCUUCUUCUUCCUUCUCCUCGCCACCACCACCUCCUCCAGGUUCCAUUCUGGCUGGAAUAGGAGUAGAAAGUUACCUUUGGAUUGGGAAGAUAGCCGGAGAUACAGCGUCUUCAAUGACUUCUCUAGCAAGAUUAAAGGCGAAGCUGUUAGAAACCAAGAAUUCCAACAGUCUGUCAAGGAGCUGAAGGAAAAAGCAGAUGAGCUUAAAGGGGUAAAAGAAGAGCUGAAAGAAAGGACAAAGCAGAAAACCGAGAAGCUGUACAAACAAGUGGAUGAAGUGUGGACAGAGGCUGAAGCUGCUGCAAAGAAGGUUUCUUACAAUGUUAAAGAGAAGAUUUCAGCUGCAACUGAGGAGGUGAAGGGAACUUUUGGGAUAGGAAAGCAGGAUUCUUCUGGAUCAACUGAUUCUUCAACUAAACAGGGUGCUGAUGUAAAUGGAGGAAGUAAGACAUCAUCUCACGAAGAGAAAAACCAGCAUUCUGCUUCUAGUAAUGCUGCAGAUUCAUUUUUUGGCAAAAUUAAAUCAACUAUUUCCUCUCCAAAUGUUUCUGCUGCCUUCCAAAAAUUGAAGGAUGCAAAGUUAGUUGACAUAACCAAGAAAGGUUAUGACAUAGUGAAAGAGGAGUUAAGUAGUACCCCGACAAAGAGAAAACGUGUUCCUUUCACAUCAAGUGGUGAAACAAGUUCAAGGACAGAACUUGUUGUUAUGCCAUCUAAACAAUCUUGGUGGAGUAAGAAGUUUGAUGAGUUCAGGGAGAAGGUGAAAGGCCAUCCAGUAUCCAAGCGAUUCAUUAAGUAUAGUGACCCAGUGAAGACAAAGGGCCAGGAGAUAGUAGAGGAUUUGCGUGAGAGAUAUGAGACCAGUGAUAGCCCCAUUGUUCACAAAAUACAGGAUAUCAAUGAUAGUAUGUUUCAAGAGACAGAUGCCGCAAUUUCUUACAAGGAAAUACGGCAACGUGAUCCUUAUUUCUCAUUACCAGAAUUUGUUGGGGAAGUACAAGAAGCAAUAAAACCAGUGCUUAAUGCUUACAUCAAGGGAGAUGUUGAAACAUUAAAGAAGUAUUGUAGCCCUGAGCUGGUUGAACGUUGUAAAGCGGAGCAUCAUGCUUACAAAAGUCAUGGCAUAUUCUUUGAUAACAAGAUUCUGCACGUAUCUGAGGUGGAUGUAAGAGAGAUCAAGAUGAUGGAUUCAUCUCCAGUAAUUAUUGUAAUGUUUCAAACACAGCAAAUCUAUUGUGUACGUGAUAGGAAUGGGGCAAUUACAGAAGGAGGCAAGGAUACAAUCCACACUGUAUACUAUUUUUGGGCAUUACAACAAAUGGAUCAAGAAGAUCGUGGAGAAGAUGGCAUUUACCUAAUGUGGAGACUAAGAGAGAUGCAACAGCAAGGCAUCCAAGCCCUCAUCUAG